Messenger RNA from Ricinus communis (castor bean), 2459 nucleotides. RefSeq names its product protein root UVB sensitive 1, chloroplastic. NCBI's taxonomy places the organism in Eukaryota, Viridiplantae, Streptophyta, Magnoliopsida, Malpighiales, Euphorbiaceae. Gene Ontology annotation, biological process: response to UV-B; developmental process. The transcript has 7 exons. Bases 312 to 2114 code for a protein of 600 amino acids. Gene Ontology annotation, cellular component: chloroplast envelope. The record is from RefSeq and is a predicted model, not a curated record.
CUUCCCUUUUGCCUUUUUCAUUUUUGUUUACGCUCUGAGCUCCUCUUUAAUUCACGUUCGCCAACUCCACCACCAUUGCCAUACCUAAUCUAUCCCUACCCAGAAAUUCAGUAAAUAAUGACAUCAAUUUCAUCUGCUGGUGGUUUUAGCAGCCCACUAAGCAUCAAAUUAUGAAUCCCACCGAUGCUCUGACGCGGUAAUUCCCUUAAGUAUUAUCCUUUGGCGUGUUUUAUUUUCUGCGGAAAAGAAAGAAAUAUAAAACUAUCAACUUUUUUUUAUUGUUCCUCGAUUAAAAGAAAGAAAUAACUAAAAUGAGUUGCAGGCCCUUGUUCUUCUCUGGAACAUUCAUUUCUACUCCAAUUACUAAUGCUAAUGACAGCAAUAGCAGCUUGAAGAUACCAUCUUCUCCCCUUUUUGCUGAUUCUAUACUCCGUUUAAAGCCAUCGCUAAAAGCUAAUCACAAUUUAACGUUCACCAAAGCAAACCCUUUCCCUUUUAAUUUUCCCUUGCAUAGUGGUAGUGGAUCUAAUAACAACAACAAUAAUAAUAACAAUAAUAACCCUUUUGAUCCAUGGUGGUGGUGGAAUGAAAACAAUAAGAAUAAUUGUGAUUAUUUUGUGUGGUUGUUAUGCUGCUUUGUGGCAUUGUGGUUACAAUCAGCUUCUUCAGCAUUUGCAAGAACGACAUUGAAAGAGAAAGAGGAAGAAGGAGCUGAGGAUAGUGUUUGGGUAGUUAAAGGAAGCAAGCGGAUUAGACUUAUUCCUGAUUUUAUUAAAGAUGAAUUUCUUGUUAAUCCAUCAUUGCCAUCUUCAUAUGAUGAUAUAAUAUCAUCAUCGUGGUUGCAUUUUGGAAGGACCUUGUGGCUACAAUGUAGAGCUUUAUUUGUUCGCCUCAUGCUUCCUGAAGGAUAUCCUCAUAGUGUUACUUCCGAUUACUUGGAUUACUCUCUUUGGCGAGGUGUUCAAGGUGUUGCCAGCCAAAUUAGCGGUGUUCUUGCUACUCAGGCAUUGCUUUACGCUAUUGGGUUGGGAAAAGGAGCUAUUCCAACUGCAGCUGCUAUCAAUUGGGUCCUCAAGGAUGGAAUUGGGUAUCUUAGUAAAAUUGUCUUGUCUAAAUACGGACGUCAUUUUGAUGUAAAUCCUAAAGGAUGGAGGUUGUUUGCUGAUCUUUUGGAAAAUGCUGCCUUUGGAUUGGAGAUUUUGACGCCUGCUUUUCCUCAUCUCUUUGUCUUCAUUGGUGCUGCUGCUGGAGCUGGUCGUUCAGCUGCUGCUCUUAUCCAGGCUGCUACAAGGAGCUGUUUUUAUGCUGGUUUUGCUGCUCAGAGGAACUUUGCUGAGGUAAUUGCAAAGGGUGAAGCUCAAGGAAUGGUGAGCAAGUUUAUAGGAAUCAUGCUUGGUAUAGGACUGGCUAACUGCAUAGGCUCUUCUAUUCCCCUUGCACUUGCUUCAUUCAGUGUGGUGACAUGGAUCCACAUGUUCUGCAAUUUGAAGUCAUAUCAGUCCAUUCAACUGAGGACAUUAAACCCCUAUCGUGCAAGUUUAGUUUUUAGUGAAUAUCUCCUGAGUGGCCAAGCACCUCCAAUCAAAGAUGUAAAUGAUGAGGAACCACUUUUUCCAGCUGUAUUUCCCCAUUUCAAGUCUGCAGAUAAACCAAGCUUAGUUGUACUAUCUUUAGAAGCAAGGGAUGCAGCUACUGAAAUUGAGAGGCGGUUGCAGCUGGGAUCAAAGCUCAGUGAUGUAGUGAACAGCAAGGAGGAUGUGCUUGCACUUUUCAAUCUGUAUAAAGAUGAAGGCUACAUUUUGACCGAGUAUAAGGGAAGAUUCUGUGUAGUGCUUAAAGAAAGUUGUUCUGCGCAAGACAUGCUCAAGGCAUUAUUCCAAGUGAAUUAUUUGUACUGGUUGGAGAGAAAUGCAGGACUUGAUGCAAGAGGCACCUCUGCUGAUUGCAGAUCAGGGGGGAGACUACAAGUAUCUCUGGAAUAUAUGCAACGGGAAUUCAGCCAUGUCAGGAACGAUAGUAUAUCAGUGGGAUGGGUUGCUGAUGGACUCAUUGCAAGGCCUUUACCGAAUAGGAUAUAUCCAGGUGAUCUGGUGGCCUCUUCGAUAGUAAGCUGAUGCAAUUUGGACAACACAGCAGGUUUUCCAUGUGCAAGCAAACAGGAAAAGAACUGCAUUCCUGGUCACAUGCAAGCAACGUAGAAUUAUUGCCUUUGUCGAAGUAAACUUGCUGCAAAAUGGUUAAUACUUGUAUUUAACAUCAUUGAUUUUAGCCAUCAGUAAAUAGUCACGAGUUUUCAUGCAAGGAUAAGGCCCUUGAUCCUUGGCACUGAUUGAGGACUUCAAUUGAAAGGUUCCUGUGAUUGAAAUUUGGGAUUUUCAGAUUUAGGACAAUAUAAAGAUCUGUUUAAUUAAACCUAUAAUAAUAGUCAAUUUAAUAAAGUCGUUCAUGUGGCCUCUUAA